AUGUUGAGGGAUGCCACGUCAAAUAUUAAGGCCCACGUGGCCACGGAACUGGGCAAGCAGAUCGCAGGCCUCAUAGAAGACAUGGAGGCCUUGACUUCCCAUACCACUGAGGUGGAGACCCGGAUCUUGAAACUCGCCAAUGCCACCUCUGCCCAGACUCAAGAUAUCGCAUACUUCCAUGGGCGAAUUUCCACUAUUGAAGGACCUCAACAAUAG
Pelobates cultripes (western spadefoot toad) is the source of this 216-nucleotide messenger RNA. The record is from the annotation of a GenBank genome assembly. Lineage: Eukaryota; Metazoa; Chordata; Amphibia; Anura; Pelobatidae.